Messenger RNA from Aspergillus oryzae RIB40, 489 nucleotides. RefSeq names its product acireductone dioxygenase (Ni2+-requiring). The coding region runs from base 1 to 489 and encodes 162 amino acids. The transcript is spliced from 3 exons. Gene Ontology annotation, molecular function: acireductone dioxygenase [iron(II)-requiring] activity. NCBI's taxonomy places the organism in Eukaryota, Fungi, Ascomycota, Eurotiomycetes, Eurotiales, Aspergillaceae. The record is from RefSeq and is a predicted model, not a curated record.
AUGAAGGCAUACUGGUACGACAACAAGCCGGGUGACCAGCGCGAGCCCCAUGACUCUGGACGUCCUGUCUCCAAAGACUACCUCGCUUCUCUCGGAGUUUUCUACCGCUACUGCCCUGAUAUCGAGUCUGUCAAUGCUUUGGCCAAGGAGCGCGGAUAUAAGAACCGCGAUGAGGUGUGCGUUUCUCCACAGACCAUGGGCGAUGUGUACGAGUCGAAGGUGAAGAUGUUCUUUGCUGAGCACCUUCACGAGGAUGAGGAAAUCCGGUACAUCCGCGAUGGUGAGGGUUACUUCGAUGUGCGCGGUCAGGAUGAUGAAUGGGUCCGUAUCCAGCUCAGCAAGGACGACCUAAUCAUCCUUCCUGCCGGUAUCUACCACCGAUUCACAACCGACGAGAAGAACAUGUCGAUACCAACCCCCACCGGAAGACAUAUCUUGGAACUCUCAGCACAAGUGCUGUGGCUGCAAAGUAAACGGGUGGCUUGCUAG